AUGCCGAAUUCAAUGCUCCCCCGCGAGGCGUGGGACAGUCAUCUCCAUUGCCUGGACCCACAGCGUUUCCCGUUCAAGCCAACGCGCGCCUACACCCCUCCACCGGCCACGCUCGAGAGGAUGGUACAGCACCGACAGACCAACAAGCUGAUGCUCGUGCAGGCCUCCAUCGAGGAUGGCUAUGAAGGCUUUCUGGCUCACCUCACCGAGUGUCGGAGGUUGUACCCAUCGAUCACCAUCCGGGGGACCAUCUGCUGCGAUCCGGAGCUGGACCGGUUGACCAAGGAGGAGUUCGAGCAAUGGCACGAGGUUGGGGCGCGCUGCAUUCGCAUCCACGGAGUCUAUGGGCAAUUCAGGGACCAGCCAGAGCUCGUGCGGAGCCAACUCCGAGCAUUGGCUGGGUCCUACGGGGUGCGUGUGCUGGGGUGGUCCAUUUCGGCUCAGCUUCCAUUACCAGUCUGGGCUUCUCUGAGACCUUUCCUCAUAGAAGAUAAGAGCAUGCAGGAUAUCAUCCUCAUCGCGGAUCAUAAUGGCUGUGCGGAGCCAGAUGACAUAGACACGUCGGAUUUCCGUGCUUUCAUGGAUCUGCUAGGGUCGGGAAGGUUGUACGUGAAGAUCGGGGCUUUGUACCGUCGCAGUCCGGACGACUUCCUGCGAAUGGAGCCAGUCAUCAGGGCAAUGGCUGAGCAGACACCAGAACGUAUAGUCUGGGGAAGCGAUUGGCCACAUGUGGUCACAGGUGGUGGGAAGUUGCAGGUAGGGGAUGUAGAUGCUGAGCUGGCCGCGUUGCGGGGAUGGCUGUCAGAGGAGGCGUGGCGUCUGAUGCUUGUUGAUAAUCCACAAUUCCUCUCCCCACGAGGUGUCUCGGAAUUGAAGGUCCUGAUAAAUACUCCAGGCCGGUCUGAGAAAGAAGCGACUGUUGUUCCUGCAUUUGUACCCUAUAGAACUUUGCCUGACCCCCGUUCCAGGAAAGACGAAUUGGAGCAUGAAGUUAAGCCCGAGAAUGUCUGGGUCGAAGAUUGUGCAGCAGACGGAGGUUCCGGGGUGAUGGCCACCUACCGGGGCUACGAUCCAGAGUUCGCGCGCAAGACAGAGGGCGAGCUGCUGAAAAAGAUCGAUCGUCGGAUCCUACCUUUGGUCCUGCUCAUCUACCUGUUCAACUAUCUGGAUCGAAACUCCAUCACGCAAGCUCGAGUCUAUGGGCUGCAAGAAGACACCCACCUGAAGGGAGCGGAGUAUCAGACCGUCAUCUCCAUCUUUUCAGUGGGGUACAUCCUGAUGCAAGUCCCCUCUACCAUGCUCAUGACCAAGCUUCGACCCUCCAUCUACUUGCCUUCAUGCAUGAUCAUCUGGGCCAUCGUGAGCGGAUGCACGGCAGCGACCCACAACGUCGGCAGUAUCAUGGCGGUCCGGUUUCUACUCGGCUUUGUCGAAGCCCCCUUCUUCCCCGGCGCCAUCUACUUCCUCAGCUGUUGGUACACAAAGAAGGAACUGGGAGUGCGAACCGCAUUGCUCGUGUCGGGCAUCCUGCUGUCCAACGCUUUUGCGGGACUGAUUACCGCCGGAAUCCUGACCGGAAUGAACCACACCACGCGACUCGCAUCCUGGAGAUGGCUGUUCAUCAUCGAAGGGCUUGCCACCGUUGUUGUAGCCCUCGUAGCCAUGGCCUUCCUACCCGACUUCCCCGCCACGACCAAAUGGCUGACUGAAGCCGAACGGAUCGUGGCGCAGGCGCGUCUCGCCGAGGACGCAGGCUCGGAGAACGCGCUGGAAGAUGAGAAAGUGCCCCUGCCCCGGGCAUUGAUCUGGGCCGCCAAGGACGUGCGCACCUGGAUCUUUGCCUGCAUGCAAAUGGCCACGACGGCCACCAUCUCCUUCUCCCACUUCUUCCCCACACUGAUCAAAGAGAUCGGAUUCUCCAACAACACAGUCGUGCUCUUGCUCACAUCCCCACCCUACGUCGUGGGCUUCUUCUGGGCUGUAGGCUGGGGCUGGUGGGCCGAUAAGCGCCAGACUCGCUCCAUUCCUGCGGGCGUGUCGGAGGGGGUGGCUAUUCUUGCGGCCAUCCUGUUGAUUGCGGUACCAGAGUCCCAGCAGUGGGCGCGCUACGCCUUCACCUUUCUGAUCUGCUGCGGAACGUACGGUGUCUAUGCGACCACCUACGCCUGGCUGUCUUCGACCAUCGUCCAGCCCCCGGCCAAACGAGCCGUGGCGAUCGGUAUCGCUAACACCUGCGCCAACGUGGCGUCGCUGUUUGCGAACUACUUCUGGUUGGACCAGUACGAACCCACGUAUCGGGUCUCUUGGGGAUGCAUCCUCGCUUUUGAGUGUCUCGGAAUGGCGUGUAUCCUAACGCUGCGUUUUCUGCUUCGUCGCGCCAACAGAAGGUUCGAGGAGUUGACAACCACGAUGGAGGUGAAUGAUGGUGUUGCCAUGCAGAGAUUGGACCAAGACUCGCGGCGCGCCAUCUUGAAUGGGUUUCGAUAUGUAAUCUAG
This is a messenger RNA of Aspergillus brunneoviolaceus CBS 621.78, 2496 nucleotides long. Its product is annotated as MFS general substrate transporter. The record is from RefSeq and is a predicted model, not a curated record. Gene Ontology annotation, molecular function: hydrolase activity; transmembrane transporter activity. NCBI's taxonomy places the organism in Eukaryota, Fungi, Ascomycota, Eurotiomycetes, Eurotiales, Aspergillaceae. Gene Ontology annotation, biological process: transmembrane transport. The transcript has 4 exons. Gene Ontology annotation, cellular component: membrane. The coding region runs from base 1 to 2496 and encodes 831 amino acids.